AUGGGCGAAAAGGCUACAGCCGUCACUCAUGCUCCAACGCAAGACCAACCACCGGACACAGUACCGUACUCUAUCUUCACCUGUGGCGAAAAGCGGUGGAUCGUUUUCCCUGUCGCAUACAAACAGAUCUUACUUGACUCAAAUGAAGCUCAAAUCGAACAAGUCAUCAACAGCAAGUUUUGGAGGCUCAACGGAUGUUCAGCGGACAAGAAUGCCCAGCCUUAA
Molecule: messenger RNA, 225 nt
Organism: Alternaria arborescens
Lineage: Eukaryota; Fungi; Ascomycota; Dothideomycetes; Pleosporales; Pleosporaceae
Exons: 1
Coding region: 1-225 (74 amino acids)
Source: RefSeq, a predicted model, not a curated record